This is a messenger RNA of Serpula lacrymans var. lacrymans S7.9, 1487 nucleotides long. RefSeq lists its product as uncharacterized. Bases 16 to 951 code for a protein of 311 amino acids. The record is from RefSeq and is a predicted model, not a curated record. Lineage: Eukaryota; Fungi; Basidiomycota; Agaricomycetes; Boletales; Serpulaceae. The transcript has 2 exons.
GACGAUGAUGAGGACAUGGGUGAACCGGCUGAUGAAGAGCCACAGAGAGAACUUGCGCGUACGCGUGGAAGAGAGGCAUCGCGCAGAAAGCAUUCACGCGAUUCGCACGGCUCCACUUGGGAGGGCGGCAGUAUUCAGCAAAUCGCAGACGCGGCGGCAUCAGUUCUCGCAGGUCCUUCAGCUGGCUCACCUUCGGCACUCGAUCAUCAUCACGGGCAGCGCGCACAUUCGUUACCCCGCGGGUUGCAGCAAAGUGAAGUGCUAGAACGCUACGCUCAUGGACAUCUUCCUCGUCCUGCAAGUCAUGGGCAGUUCAUGGCAUCGUCACACACGGGAUUCGACCUUCCGCCAUUGAACGCUGCAUUGGCCGCCGGUCGUGAUUUUAGUGGUGCCCCGUCAAGUUACAUCAGGUCGGGAUCCAACGCACCAAGCAGAACGCAUUCGCCCCUCAAUCCGGGUGUAGCUGCUGCAAAUGCGGCUUACGUGUUACCACCACCCCAUGGGCACCAUUAUUAUGGUCAGGCGGGAGUUCAUGGACAUUCUCCACCUCCCCCGCAUAUGCUGGCUCAGUCGCACGAAGGCCUGAAUGGCGUCCUGGCGUCGAGUGUCCCGUCAGUUAGCGAGCUGAGACAGCACUAUAUCGAACUUCACGAACAGCGGAAAAGAUUGGAGGAGAUGAUUGAAAAGACGGAUCGAUUGAUGCUGGGAGUCAAGCGUGGAAUUGAUGAUAUGCUUGGUGCACCACAACCGCACCAGCAACACCAGCAACACCAACACCAACAACAGCAGAACCCGCCUCCUCCUUCAUCGUCUCCUCAGCAGCAACAGACUCAGCAGCCAUCGCAGAGCGGGAUAGUUGCUGGUGCCAUACCACUGAUGCGUGCGGGUGAUCGUGACCGGAAUAGGGAGCCCGUAUGGCCUAUCGUGGAUUCCUCUGCUCCCAGGGAGUGAGGUAGCAAUGGUUGCUAUCUUGCCUGGCUACUCAACUCUCGAAUCAUACUUGGGAAGCAUUUUAUCGCUCCUUAGCCUUGUUCGUCUUAUUAUUUUCUCCUAUCUAUCCAGAAACCCCACUCCCAACAUCUUAUACCUGGUAUUUUCUAAAACGAACUCGUGGAUAAUCCUCUCUCUAUAUUCUUAUAUGGAUCAUAUUUUAUUUGUCGGCCUGCGUAGAUAUUUUAUUUUGUUGCGGGGGCAAAACAAAACAACCCAGCGACCGGCGUUUUGUAUAUAUCACUUUUCUAGUGUUCACUUUUGUCGAUUCUGCUUUGUUGAGCUAUUCAUGUUUGUCUCUUACUUUAUGUUUCCGAUUUCACCCCUGUUCAUGUUUAGUGCAUUCAUCUGAUGCCUUUAUUCAUCCAGUAGGCCGUAUCUUCAUGUUUCGUAUAUAAUAUCUAUGUACAUAGGCCAAUAGUAGUGUGGAGCACUGAUCAUUUAUUCCGGUCGUUGUUCUCUAAUAUGAUAGAUUUGUUUAUAGCUUUUGGCUAUUU